Messenger RNA from Monodelphis domestica (gray short-tailed opossum), 971 nucleotides. RefSeq names its product peroxiredoxin 5 (gene PRDX5). Gene Ontology annotation, biological process: hydrogen peroxide catabolic process; cellular response to oxidative stress; cell redox homeostasis. Gene Ontology annotation, molecular function: thioredoxin peroxidase activity. Lineage: Eukaryota; Metazoa; Chordata; Mammalia; Didelphimorphia; Didelphidae. The record is from RefSeq and is a predicted model, not a curated record. Gene Ontology annotation, cellular component: cytoplasm; mitochondrion; peroxisome.
AUGCCAAUCACAUGUUCAUCCCCGGCGCUACGGAGCAGAGGUGGUAAUCUCAGCGGAGGCGUAGUUUGGCUCCGCCCCCCUCGCUGCCUUGCCAAUGAGAAUCGGGCUGGGGCCGCCCUCUUCCAGCUUCUUCAUGCAAAUGAGGAGUCCCUGCAGGGGCAGGGCCGCAGUCGGGGGCGGGGCAGACGGAGGCGGGGCAUCCGUGGAGCCGGGCGGGGAUGGGGCUGGCCGCGUUACUCGCCCUCGGGCGUCGUGCGGGGCCCACAUUUAAAGGGGCCUCGGGAGUUGCCAUCGCCGCCCAGAGCUUCUCUGCCGCGUCCGUCCGGACCCUGCGUAGUGCGCCUGCAGCCAUGGCCCCGAUCAAGGUGGGUGAUGCCCUUCCGUCUGUGGAAGUGUUUGAGGGCGAGCCAAGCAACAAGGUGAAUGUGGCCGAGCUGUUCAAAGGCAAGAAAGGGGUGCUCUUUGGGGUCCCAGGAGCCUUCACCCCAGGCUGCUCCAAGACCCACCUGCCUGGAUUUGUGGAGCAGGCGGAUGCCCUGAAGUCCAAGGGGGCCCAGGUGGUGGCCUGCCUCAGUGUCAAUGAUGUCUUUGUGGUCAGUGAGUGGGGCCUCUCCCAAAAAGCUGAGGGCAAGGUUCGGCUCCUGGCUGACCCCUCAGGGGCCUUUGGGAAGGCCACUGACCUGUUACUGGACGACUCCCUCGUGCCCCUCUUUGGGAAUCGCCGUCUGAAGAGGUUCUCUAUGGUGGUGCAGGACGGUGUUGUGAAGGCCCUGAAUGUGGAACCAGAUGGCACAGGCCUGACCUGCAGUCUCGCCCCAAACCUUCUGUCCCAGCUCUGAAGCCGCACCCCGGCUUCGUGGCUCUUUCGCCCGAAGGGCAUCCUUGGGCAACGACCGCACAGCUGGCAUCGAGUCCAGCAGCUUCUCUGGAUGCCCCUCGUCAAGCUUCUGCAAUAAAAUAUUUCAGUUUUC